This is a messenger RNA of Neoarius graeffei (lesser salmon catfish), 2126 nucleotides long. Its product is annotated as Galectin-related protein A-like. Gene Ontology annotation, molecular function: carbohydrate binding. The transcript has 4 exons. Bases 72 to 515 code for a protein of 147 amino acids. Lineage: Eukaryota; Metazoa; Chordata; Actinopteri; Siluriformes; Ariidae. The record is from RefSeq and is a predicted model, not a curated record.
CGGGGUUUUGACGCUAAUAAUAAUCUUUAUUGUAAGUGGAAUCAGCGGCAGGUUUGGGACAGAAGGGAAAUAUGGCCGACACAAUAACACCGGAGAGUGAUUACGUUGGACAUAUUAAAGGAGGUCUGCGUCCUGCGAUGAGAAUCGUAGUGAUGGGAAUCAUUCACAAACAGCCAAAAAGUAUGAAGGUGACAUUGUCCUGCCCUGCUCGGGGAGAAGGUGACACGGAGCAGGAAGGUGACGUGGGGUUGCAGCUGAUGGUCAAGUUCACAGAAAAGGCAGUGGUCCGCAAUUCCCGAGUCAAUGGGAAAUGGGGGACGUCGGAAAGCAUCCUGUCUUUCUUCCCUUUUGCUGCUGGAGAGUCUUUUAAAAUGGAGAUCGUGUGUGAGCACCAGCAGUUCCGGAUCCUGGUGGACGGUCAGCCAUUGUGUGGAUUCACACACAGAGUGACCCAGCUGGCGUCUCUCACAUCCCUGCAUGUGGGUGGAGACCUGCAGCUCACCAAAGUCGCAUGAAAAGAAAAGUAUCACCAUCAAAAAAAAAAAAAAAAAAAAAAAAAAAACCAGGCACUCAUAAGCUAAUUGUAAACCUUUGAUACACAAAGUUCUUUCAAGAAAAUCUCUCUCCUUUAGUGACCUUUGACCCUCUGCAUUGACCACUGAGUCAGGAAAAAUAUACACACAUUCUCAUAACAAUUGAGAAAUAUUCCAAAGUUACAGUCAGAUGUGAUUUGUAUCACACUCAGACCUCAUGCACACACACACAUGGAUAUUUCUGGAAACGCAUUUUUCUCCUUUAAUGAAAAAAAAAAAGUCCAUACUUUUUUUUUCUUCCCAGGGAUUUCUCCCCAAUCCAGACAAAAAGCUAAAAGGUCUGACGUGAACAUGCCAGACCAGUAGGUGGCAGUAAACCGCAGUGCUAUCAAAUUCUCAAUUCUGAUUGGCCAGAAAGUGUUGCUUAAUUUUCUGGAAGAAUAGUGCAAAUCACAGCUUUGUAUUAAUGUGCUCAUCGUUUCUAUAGUAACGGCUAAUUCAGACAGUCUUACGCAGCAGACGCUCCUUAUAAAAAUACGUGGAAUCGUAAUCAUUGAUACGGUGAACAUUUCCCCAUAAGGAGACGUUUCUUUAAUGUUUAUGGAAGGAGUUUCCAGUGAGAGAGACUCAGCAAGAGAACAGCUGUUUAUAACAGAUAGAACAUCUGUGAGAACGUUGACGUUCCACAACUAUGGCGUAAGUAUAAAAAGAACGACAUGUCAUUAGUUAAUAAAUAAAACAUAGUUGUGAUAUUGCUGUGGUGUUCGAUCAAGCCUACUGGUUGUCAUGGAUACUGUAUUUUGUGUGAUGUAUCGGCCGAAACAAAGGGCUGAAAAACAGCGAGGAAAACAAACAACGACGCAAUCAUGUGAGAAUAAAGUCAGCAUUAUGUGCAAGUUCACGUCAUGAUACGGCAUUUGUGCAGAGGCCAAAGCAAACUGUAUUGUUUUCAAAAAUAUCCAUGUGGACGUUGUUUCAGUGACGCAAACCAGCAGCUGACAAUUUACGAUUCAUUCUCGUGAAUCCUGACGACAUUCGGCGAAGCUUUGAAUAAAAUAAGAUAUCUUUUAAAAAACACAUUUAUGAACUAGUCCUUCCAAGGAGGCAAAAAUAAUCUCUGACAUGUACUCCGACCUGCUCUGGCCUUGACCUUGACCUUUGGCUCUUUCAUAUUCCAACAGAAGUGCCUUGACAAGUGUGUGUGUGGCUCCACUGUCCUCAUGGAGGCAGUAAAAAUACAACCUGAAUGACUUCGGAAAGCUCUCAGAAAUUUCUGAUGCAAUAUGAAUAAUGUACAUGGUGCUAUAGAACAGGGUGAUGUGUGUGUGUCUCUGUGUGUGUGUCUGUGUGUGUGUGUGUGUGUGUGUGUGUGUCCCACACUCGCCUACAAUACACCCCCGGAAGUUCAUGUCUGCUGCAUUAGGGUUCACCUGAUCAUUUCUGUGUGUUUGCAUUCAGAUCUGUCCGAAUGCACGGCCCGUGAAAUCGACGUGUCUGGUCAUGAAACAAAAUAAAAAAACGAGACGUCUCUCAAGAUGCCUUUGUUUGAAUUUGAUUCAGUCUGAAACCAAUAAAAGUCUUUUUGCAAAUCGC